Molecule: messenger RNA, 840 nt
Organism: Erythranthe guttata (spotted monkey flower)
Lineage: Eukaryota; Viridiplantae; Streptophyta; Magnoliopsida; Lamiales; Phrymaceae
Source: RefSeq, a predicted model, not a curated record
AGAAAAAGAAAAUCUGGAUAUUUAAUAAAGCUCACUGCUUAGUAGGCACGUAAACAUUACACGCGUCGAACAGCUGGACACGUGUCAGCUUCCCUGAAACCCCAACAACUUCUAUAUAAACCCACCAUGCAAACCAAACCAACACUCACUCAUUAUCUCCAACAACUUUUCAAAUCGAAGAAAAAAUCAAUUUUCCUUAGCUCAGAAAAACCAGUCAAAAAGUUUAAUUCUUUUCCAAGCAGAAAAAAAUGUCGUCCGAGCAGAAAAGCUACCGCGCCGGUGAAGCCAAGGGCCAAGCCCAGGAGAAAACAGGGCAAGCAAUGGACACGAUGAAGGACAAGGCUCAGGGAGCAAAGGACAAGGCUUCGGAAGCCGCCGACGCGGCGAAGGGGCACAGCCGUGAAGCCAAGGAGCAGACUGGUGGAUACAUGGGAGCCGCCAAGGAGAAGGCUAGCGGCGCGGCUCAAGCCACGAAGGAGAAGGCUUCGGAAAUGGCUGAGUCUGGGAAGGAGACGGCUCAAGCCGGGAAAGAGAAGACCGGCGGGAUAAUGCAGAAGACCGGCGAGCAGGUGAAGGGGAUGGCUCAGGGGGCGGCCGAUGCGGUCAAGCACACCUUUGGGAUGGCUGACGUGGACGAGGACGAGACUCGUGUCAAGAGGGACUAUUAGUUGGACAAGAUGAAAAUGGAGGGGCUCUUUUGUAAUUUCACUUUUUCUUUUCUUUUUUCGUUUGUAAGAAAACAAGAAACUCCAUUCCUUAGAACUUGUUUUGCUACUUCUAAGGGAGGUGGGAGUUCGCUUUUCAGUUUCAGUUUCGUUCAAUAAUGUUUUGUUUCAGUUA